UUCUACUCCUCAAAGAUUCAGUCUCCCAAACAAGAAUCCCUCGUAAAUUUCUUGAAAUUGUAAGGAUAGUUUAGUCAAAAUCCAUUAAAUAAUUUAAAUUCGUCAAAGUUUUCUAAAAACCUAAAAAGAAGCUCCUUCCCACAAAGGUGAAGGUGACAUGAGAUACCAUAAUAAUAAACAAAGAAAAAACCCAUAAAAGAAAAAGGAAAAUAAAAAAAGUACGUAAAGUAAAAUUUGAGUUUAGGGGCUUUCAUUUUGAGCAAGAUUGUACUCGUAUUUGUUUUCUUUCAUUUCAAUUUCCUCUCGAAAGUUCUAUUUUAGGGAUUUUACUACCCAGAAAAAUUAAAGGAGAAAUUGAAAUUCGGAGUCAUGAGUACUGGGGAUCUUCUUCAUAUUGAACCCACCGAGCUCAAAUUUCCUUUUGAAUUGAGGAAGCAGAGCUCUUGUUCUAUGCGUUUGACAAACAAGACAAGCCAAUAUGUUGCAUUUAAGGUUAAAACAACUAAUCCCAAGAAGUAUUGUGUGCGUCCCAAUACUGGGGUUGUGUUACCUGGAGCAACAUGUGAUGUUACAGUUACGAUGCAAUCCCAGAAAGAAACUCCACUUGAUAUGCAAUGCAGGGACAAAUUCCAGGUUCAGAGUGCUAUGGCGCCUGAUGGCAUUACAGCAAAAGACAUAACGUCUGAGAUGUUUAACAAGGAUGAUGGGAAGGUUGUGGAGGAAUUCAAGUUGAGGGUUAUAUACAUUCCUGCUAAUCCUCCUUCACCAGUCCCUGAAGAAUCAGAGGAAGGAUCUCCACCUCGUGAAGAUGAAAAUGAACAGGCUGCAUUGGCGGCAGCUGUAACAAGGUCUCUUGAAGGAUCUAAAGAGAAAGAUUCCGAGGCACGGUCUAUGAUAUCAAAGUUGACUAAUGAGAAAGCUUCCGCCAUUCAACAGAAUCAGAAACUUCAUCAGGAAUUGGAUAUGAUGAAAAGAGAAAUCGGUAGAAGGCGUUCUGGUGGUGUGUCGGUAUAUGUGGUGGUGUUGAUCGGUAUUCUGAGCAUACUCCUUGGGUACUGGAUGAAGAGAACAUAGGUUUGACAAUAUAUGUGAAUUUGGUUCUCUGGAGGCCGGCCCAAAUGUGCAGAUCAUCUAUCUACUUGGAUGCAUCAACGUCAAAACUGUAAAAAAUUUGUAGUGUAUGUCUUGGAUAAUCUAUUUCAUUUGACACACUGGCAGUUAGAUCUGGUUUUGUGCAUCUGUUUUUAUCAGCAAUGUACAUGUUUUGAGGGUUGGGAGGGAGGGGUGAAUCUUACUAUACUGUCUUAGGUCUUUUUUUAGUGCAGCACUCUGUUUAGCCGGAGUUAGUCUAUAGUAUAGUCCCAUGCUUUGGUGUGCUUUGUCCGAUUCUCCAUCCCUGGGUUCCAUUUCAGGAGAGAGAGAGAGGACGACAGAGCGAAGAAACUCCACGGAGAAUUGCCAAUACUGUCCUCCCUUUCGCAACCCGGUCCAUCUUCAUUAUUCCCUGAACUGACUCUUGGAUGAAUUUUUGUAGUAUUUGUUUCACUUGUCUGAAUGAAUAAUGGUGAAUUGCUUACAAUCUAGCACUAUGAGAAUCUCAUUAUUGUGUUA
Molecule: messenger RNA, 1611 nt
Organism: Spinacia oleracea (spinach)
Lineage: Eukaryota; Viridiplantae; Streptophyta; Magnoliopsida; Caryophyllales; Amaranthaceae
Product: vesicle-associated protein 1-3
Exons: 8
Coding region: 370-1074 (234 amino acids)
Biological process (GO): endoplasmic reticulum membrane organization
Cellular component (GO): plasma membrane; endoplasmic reticulum membrane
Source: RefSeq, a predicted model, not a curated record